AAUGAGUGAAAGCAGGUAAUUUAAUUAUUUACGUACUGAUCUUGAACCGUUGCCCUCCCUACACACCUCUCUAUUUCCAUUUCAAAUUUUGAGUGUUAUGAACAAUCAGCCAGUGAUAGUAUAACUUGAUAGUUGACGGUCUCAACAAUCUCAUAGCUCUAUAAGGAACUCAUUCGCUUAUACUCAAGAUAGAUAGACGUCCAAAUAACAUAAAACACCUGGAACUACACCUAACACAACGUUAGAGAUCCAAGAAACCAACUGAUUCUUACUACUCAAAAUGUUAUUCUAUAUUGAGUAUUGAAAGUAGCAACAUUGCGAAGCUGAGGGUUACUCUUCUGGUCAAGGACGGGUAUUCGUCUUCUGUACUGGGCUGUCGAAAAUGUCACACAAUCCCGCUCCUACUCCAGCUACAAUUGAAAAUUCCGCUUUAGAUUCUGUUGAAGCAGCUAAAGCUAAACAGAAUUCUUUACGUGAACGUUUAGCUGCAAGACGUCAACUUUUAGCUUCCGUUACUCAUUCUACUAAAACUUCUUCCGCUGCCUUACUUACAAAUAAUAGCAGCACUGGAUUUGGUUCAAUUAACAAACCUUUUAAUGUUAACCAAUCAACUGUUUCUGUUAUCGAGAAUGCAUUGAAAAGGAAACUCAGUGAUAAUAAUAUAACGAGUGUGUCGUCUGAUACACUUUCAGUCUAUUCUCAAUCGAAUAUAACUUCUUUAUCAGGAUUGUUGAAUCCAUCCUCCAAUAACUGUGAUCAUAUUGGAAAAUGUUCAUGUGACAAAUCGCAAAAUGCAUCCAAUGUCGAUGUGAAACAAUCAGAUCACAGUUAUAAUUCACUCGAUAAAUCAUCUGAUGUCGAAAAAUCAACCCCUAAACAGUCAAGUAUUCAACAAUCGAAAACAUCAGAAGCAAUACCUAUAGACUGUGAACAAAAACCCAAUUUUUCCAAUAUCAAAAGACAAUGUGAAAAUAAUGAAUCAAUAUCCGAUAGAAAUAAACGUCUAAUUAAUGAUAAAUGUAAUCAUCAUCAAUCUACUAUAAAAGAAACUAAUCAUGAAAUAGAAUUUGAUUUAGAAAAUCUGUUAGGUGCUGAAACAACACGUGAAAAAGAAAGUAAACGAAUACGUGAAGAAGUUAUGGAAUUAUUAAAUAGACAAUCGACCAAAGAAAGAUUCCUAACCGAACGUUUUCGAACCCAAGGAGGCAGUCAAGUACAACAGUUUUGUUCUUAUGGUACCCGUACUGAAUGCUCAAAAGUUAAAGCACGAACCGGUGAUAAGAAACGGUGUACUAAGCUUCAUUUCCGUAAAAUUAUACAUCCACAUACGGAUGAAUCUCUUGGAGACUGUUCAUUCUUGAAUACUUGUUUUCAUGUUGACACGUGUAAAUAUGUUCAUUAUACAAUAGAUUAUACAGAUAGUGUUAAUCAACAAUUGAAUGGUGGUGUUGCUAAUCGGAAUGUGUUAAAUAAUAAGAAAAAUCGUCAAACUGAUAAUAGUUCUACAACAAAUAUAGUUUCGUCUUCGUCAUCAUCAGUAUCAUCGUCACAAAUCAACACAUCUUCAAUAAAUUCAAUUGAUGACGGUGUUAGUGGUGGUGGUGCUGUGAAAGACAAUGGAACAUCACUAAUUUUGUAUCCACCUCAGUGGAUUAACUGUGAUAUACGACUGAUAAAUAUGUCAAUCCUUGGAAAAUUUGCUGUGAUUAUGGCCGAUCCACCAUGGGAUAUACACAUGGAACUGCCGUAUGGAACAAUGUCAGACGAUGAGAUGAGACGAUUAGAUAUACCUUGUUUACAAGAUGAUGGGUAUAUAUUCCUAUGGGUAACAGGAAGAGCUAUGGAACUUGGUCGAGAAUGCUUACGGUUAUGGGGUUACGAACGCGUGGAUGAGGUUAUAUGGGUUAAAACUAACCAAUUGCAACGUUUAAUUCGUACAGGACGUACAGGACACUGGUUAAAUCAUGGCAAAGAGCAUUGUCUAGUUGGUGUAAAAGGCAACCCAAAAGUAAGUUGAAAAUAAUUCUUAUCAGUUACUCUUUAUUCUAUAAGAAUGACCACUACUGGUCGGCGUCAACACUCAGACUAGCGAUAGGGAAUGAAGUAGUUCAGUGGGUCAACCACUUGUCUUGGAAGUCUCAUCAUUCCUGGUGGGUUGGCAUCUGAUAAACUUUCGGCACGGAUUCGGUAAGUUCGAUUGGUUUUUGCUAAUUUACAUCACUGCGCAACAGUACCUCUCUGUUCUAUAUCACGACAGCCAAAUGUGACCUUUAAGAAUUGAGGAUAUUCAUAGACCAUUAGUAUUCGAUCAUAGAUCCGUUUAAAGCACUGCUCUCAUAUGCUGGAACCACCGAGUGAGCAGUGGUUAAGCCAGACAUAGGACAUUAGGUACAUUAUUUAUUUAAACACAUAAAUAUUGGUACAAGGAAGCACCAGAUAAAUAUGCGCCUCACAAAUCUCAUUCGAUUUGUGUGAGGGCUGUGAUACUGCUCAGGUGCCCAGACUGAAGCAGGUGGUUUUCUUAGGGGGCCACACCCGGAGCCUUUGAUCUAAAGGUCUGAUCAACAAGGCAGUGGAGCAUCGUAAGGAGAUGCAGUCCCAUGGUAGCCGGUGACCAACAGUUGGUUCAUACGCCAUUCGUUCCUUCAGGAUACUGAAGCCCAUGUGCACCAUUGGUUUGGAAUCAGGGUUUUCCAACUCCCCUAGGUGGAUCCUCCACAUCCACCAACCCGGUUAAAGCGCCAGACAUUUGCUUUUCGUCCUCUCACUUUUGUGAACAACACCCCCGCCACGAGAAGGCAGUGAGUAGGACUUCCCUGGCAGAGGCUAUAUACUCGCGUAGCCAUAUGAGAGCAUUUGGAGAGGGAGAGCGGACUCUCCGCCGUACCAGGGCAUUUGGGGGCUGGACAUUAGGUGAAAAUCACAAAUCGACUGAGGUGGCUGGGGCGUGUAUUACGUAUGCCUAAUCACCGCAUACUUUGACACGUGAUAUUUGGUAUUGUGGUAGGUUAGGAGAAAUCAAGGGCGGGCGGACUAGAACAUAUCUGUCUAUUAGUGCAUUGACUGUUAACUGCAUAUCACCUAUUUGGGGUCCGCAUAGUCAUCCCAACCGACCGUUAGAGAUAAUGAGUAACAUGUAUUAGAAUCGGUCGCAGGUGCAUUCACUAUUUGUCUGCCCUUAGAUACUGAGUUUCUAUUUUGUCUUAUGCAUUUUAUACACAAAUGGGUUCUUCUUGAAUCAUAUGUCUAUGAUUGAUCUUAUCUAUUACUACCGUUACCAUUUCUACUAUUCUCCCGUUUGUGUUGAUAAUUUCGUCUCGUUGCAUGAACCAAUUCACAUGUGUAAUAGGUUUAUGUUACGUGUAACUAAAUGUUUACUUUUGGGGACGAUUUAAAUUAUAUUCUUAUGCUGACAUUUGUAUCUUAAGGGUGUAAAUCGAGGUCUCGAUUGUGAUAUAAUUGUCUCUGAAGUUCGUGAAACUAGUCAUAAACCUGAUGAAAUCUACGGUAUUAUUGAACGAUUAUCUCCUGGUACACGCAAGCUCGAAUUAUUCGGACGUCCUCAUAACUUACAGCCUAACUGGAUCACACUUGGAAAUCAACUGGACGGAACUUAUUUGGUUGAUCCAGCAGUUGUUGAACGAUUUAAAAAACAUUAUCCAAAUGGUUUGGAUAUUAAAGUCAAAUAAAAACCAGACUGUCAUGUAUUCAUAUUGAUUUAUACAUACAUAUGUACAUUCUAUUUAUAAACUCACUGUAAAUAUUGUAAAAAUAUAAAGAAUAUUACUGUAAAGAAGUUUUCUAAUACAAAGAAUGUCAUUUGUUC
Molecule: messenger RNA, 3826 nt
Organism: Schistosoma rodhaini
Lineage: Eukaryota; Metazoa; Platyhelminthes; Trematoda; Strigeidida; Schistosomatidae
Source: the annotation of a GenBank genome assembly